Acipenser ruthenus (sterlet) is the source of this 5798-nucleotide messenger RNA. Its product is annotated as high affinity cationic amino acid transporter 1-like. NCBI's taxonomy places the organism in Eukaryota, Metazoa, Chordata, Actinopteri, Acipenseriformes, Acipenseridae. The transcript is spliced from 12 exons. Gene Ontology annotation, biological process: transmembrane transport; amino acid transport. Bases 531 to 2507 code for a protein of 658 amino acids. The record is from RefSeq and is a predicted model, not a curated record. Gene Ontology annotation, molecular function: amino acid transmembrane transporter activity. Gene Ontology annotation, cellular component: plasma membrane.
UGAAUAAGCAAGUUAGUUAGUUUGGGGAACUUAGUAGAAAAAUAUAAGCGAGACCAAAACAUGAAUUAUGAUUUAUGAAUUAAAAAGCUUGGUAGAUUCUGAACUUCUAGAGCAUUUGGUCUCCUUUAAUAUUAAGAGCAGUUGGGGAUGCCUGGUUGAGUAGAAUGGUUGGUCUUCCUUUGAUCUUUAUGGAAUUGUGGUUUUGUGGAUUCUUUUGCUAUGCCUUUUUUGGUUUUCUGUUUGUGGCUUUGGCUUUUAGUGUUUGUUUCUAUUGCUAGUGUCAAAACUUGAAUAAAUAAAAAAAAAAGAUGCGUGUACCAUAACAUUAAGACUCUUUUGUGGCCCCCAACAUUUUCACUGGGACCCCCAAAAUGUCCUCAUGGACCUUCAUUUUUUUUUUUAGUUGAGAGUCCUGGACCCUCAAUGGGAAAAAGUUUUGGACAGCCCUAAAGUUCCAUUACAGCUGAACCUACCAAUAUACAGUACAGAGAGAGUGUAGGUUUUUAAAAGGGAAUUCUGUUAUUGGAAACAUGGUCUGUAAAUCGCUUCUCGGUUUUGGGAAACAGCUCCUUCGCAUCAAAGUGGUAGACUGCAAUGCUGAGGAGAGCCGCCUAUCCAGAUGCCUGAACACAUUUGAUCUCAUCGCCCUUGGGGUUGGCAGCACCCUGGGUGCAGGUGUCUAUGUCCUAGCUGGAGCCGUGGCCAGAGAGAACGCAGGGCCUGCCAUCGUCCUGUGCUUUCUGAUUGCUGCCCUGGCCUCAGUCCUGGCCGGCCUCUGCUAUGCAGAGUUUGGCGCUAGAGUACCAAAGACUGGAUCUGCCUACCUCUACAGCUACGUGACUGUCGGAGAACUCUGGGCUUUCAUCACUGGCUGGAAUCUGAUUCUGGCCUAUGUGAUAGGUACAUCGAGUGUAGCUCGAGCGUGGAGUGCUACCUUUGAUGAGCUCAUCGGCAAACACAUCGAACAGUUCUGCCGGGUACACAUGCCAAUGAAGGCCCCUGGAAUCUUAGCAGACUACCCUGACAUAUUUUCUGUAUUCAUUAUCCUUGUUUUAACAGGGCUUUUAGCUUUCGGUGUGAAAGAGUCUGCCAUGGUUAAUAAAGUCUUCACCUGCAUCAAUGUCCUGGUUCUGCUUUUUGUGGUUGUGUCCGGUCUAGUGAAGGGAACUAUAAAGAACUGGCAGUUGACUGAAGAGGAAAUGAUCAAUGGAACCAACAUUUCAACUUUUAAUCUUACAGAGGAAGAGUCUCAGGUGUGGAAGUAUGGAGCUGGUGGGUUCAUGCCCUUUGGUUUUUCAGGAGUCCUCUCGGGAGCAGCCACCUGCUUUUAUGCCUUUGUGGGAUUUGACUGCAUUGCUACCACAGGGGAGGAAGUAAAGAAUCCCCAGAGAGCCAUUCCGAUCGGGAUUGUGGCCUCCCUCCUGAUCUGCUUUGUUGCCUACUUUGGUGUAUCGGCUGCCCUGACGUUAAUGAUGCCCUACUAUAUGCUAGAUAAGAACAGCCCCCUGCCUGUGGCGUUCAAGUAUGUAGGCUGGGAAGGAGCCACAUACGCAGUGGCUGUUGGUUCACUUUGUGCCCUCUCAACCAGCCUUCUUGGUGCCAUGUUCCCAAUGCCUAGAGUGAUUUGGGCUAUGGCAGAGGAUGGGUUGCUCUUCAGAUUUUUGGCUAAAGUCAGCCAAAGAACCAAAACACCCUUAAUUGCUACAUUAACUUCAGGGGUGGCUGCAGCUAUCAUGGCGUUCCUCUUUGACCUGAAGGAUCUGGUGGAUCUCAUGUCUAUCGGCACUCUGCUUGCCUACACGCUGGUAGCAGCCUGUGUUUUAGUGCUUAGAUACCAGCCUGAUCAGCCCAGUCUGGCAUAUCAAAUGGCAAACACAACAGAUGAGAGUGAACUGAACGAAUCUGUGAGCAACAGUGAUUCCCAACUUGGGUUUCUACCUGAGGAAGAUGCGAAAUGUACUCUGAAGACCUUGCUGUUUCCCAAGAACCCUAAUCCUAGCAGACUGUCAGGGUUUGCAGUUAACAUCUGCGCCAGUGUCCUUGGAGUCCUUAUCUUUACUUUCUGCCUCAUAACUGUCCUUGGCAGAGCAGCCACAUGGUCUAUAGUGUGUCUUGUAUUGCUGGCUUUCUCAAUUGCUGGCAUCACUGCCAUAAUCUGGAGACAACCAGAAAACAAAACCAAGCUGUCCUUCAAGGUACCGCUGCUGCCUUUCCUCCCAGUAUUCAGCAUGUUUGUAAACGUAUACCUCAUGGUGCAGUUGGGCAAGGGUACAUGGAUACGAUUUGCUAUUUGGAUGGUACUCGGCUUCUCUAUCUACUUUGGAUAUGGAAUCAGACAUAGCACAGAGGCUGUGUUGGCUCAGUCAGGCACAGAGGUCACGAGGAAUGGAUACAAACAAACCCAAGUGUUCAAUGGUGACACAAUGGCACCCGAAAAGGAAGCAUUUCUGGAUGAUGAAGAAUCAGAUGCAAGGAAUCCAUGGAACGCGGAGGAAGGUGACCCCUAAAGACAGAGACAACGUCAACAACGUCACAGACACCUCCACACCUGGCCUCUGCUCUAGCUGAUUUUGGCAUUGAGGAAGAAAACGGGGACACAGGAAAAUAAAUCCUGCCUGCCAAUCCUCACUGACAACCACGGGGAGAAAACAUGCUGUAUUGUUUGCAAACUUCUGUGUGCCAAUGGCUCUUUCAAUGCUGCUAUACUUUAGUGGAUACAAUCCUGAACUUCAUAGACUUGCAUCGUAUACAGCUUUUGGCCAGUGCUGUUACCAAAACCUGUUCUUUUUUGUUUGAAUAGAAGAGCACUUAAGAACAUCUCAUUUUUCUAUACAAGAAUCCACUGAGGCCUAUCAAAGGAAGCUCUUAUAUUUAUUAGCAAGGGCUAAACUUGUGUGCAGCAGCUAUUUCUUUUUAUUUGAUGUUGGCUGUAUUGUCCAGCUUGUUACGAGCACAAAUAAUGUAUCUAAUGUAGUUUUUGUUGUAACCAAUUGAAUUGGUGGUUAAUAGCGGUCUGGUAGGUGUGUUUCUUAAAAUAUUAUUGCAGCUCUAAGGCUGAAUUUAGAGGGCUGACAGGGUUCACUUUUCAAAAUGAAGGUCUGAGCCCCUGCCAACAUUUUGGUAGACAGUUACUUACAGGUAAGUGGAAGGUAAAUGUGUUCUGUAAGUUAGGUUUAUUCACAGUUACUAAUAUAACGUUUGUAUUUCAAUGGAGAUUCAAACGAUUCACACUGCAUACAUGAUAUUGGAGAAAUAUCCACAAGCCAUAUAAUAAGUUUAACUUAAUAGUAAGGAAUCAAAAGCAACAUAUUAUAAACACUGAAACAUCAAACAAAAUAAGGCAAAUACAUUUGUAAUCAUAUUAUAUACAGUCUAACUUCACUAUAACGAACCCUUCUUGUAAUGAACCACCUUUUUUAAUGAUCCAAGCAGUAAGAACUGUUUUUUUUUUCAGUGGAAAUUAGCCCUAUUAGAACAAACGCUUUUACAAAAUCUACCGGAUAAAAACGAUCUUGGUAUUGAAUGACACUGAACUUUCUCCAGUGUGAAUGUUGUUCUCUCAGUGAAAACAAAGACCUUGGUAGGCUAAUUCGAAGAUAAAGCUGAUUCAUAGAUAACAUAUUGUCCUGCGAAUCAUGUGUGACAUAUGUACCUGUUGCCAUCUUCACACAACUGCAACCAUGGCAACAGGCGUGACGUGGUAACAAGAUUGAAACAGCGUGCACUGAGAAAAGCACAAAAACUAUGAAGUAAAAAUAUGUACGCUGGAUAUGUUUUUCAAGAGAAAGGGCACGUAAUUACUGUAUUUAGCAUGUAAGUGUACUUAUGUUUUCAUUUCUUUACUGUUUUCUUUUAAAUAUACAGUUUAAAUAUGAAGUUGUCUUGAACAAAUUACUGUAUAAAGAUGUUCAAUUCAAUUUGGGCAUUUCUUCAUUAUUCUGAUACAGCAAAUUGCCAAACCCUAUUAUAGUGAACAGCCUGAUAUAAUGAACAUUUCUCCAGGUCGCAGGUGGGUUCAUUAUAAUGAAGUUAGACUGUACUACAUAUGGAUGUUAUUUUUGUAAGCUUUUACUAUGAAUCCUUAACUCUUUUCUGUUGGACAAUUUGUAUGUAUUAACUUUUUAACUUUUAUUUUAUAAACAUUUCCCAAGGUUUUUGAAGAUUUAUAUGUAAAAAUAAUUUUAAAAAGAAAAUCCCAAACAAACAACCACACCACAGAGCUGUUUUUUUCAAAACAUGCCCAAAUUUACUGACUACAUUUCUGGUAAUUGUUUUAUUUAUGUAUUCAUUAUUUUACAAUGUAGUGAACAGUGGGACUGCAGUACAGUACAAAACUGUACUGUAUAUACAAAAAAUAAGACAUGCUGACUGAUUAAUAUUUUAAUAUUUUGUGGCUCUUAGUGCAUGUCUCUAGUAGACGAGACCCAAGGAAACAAAAUAUUUUAUCACUCAAUGCACAUACUUGAUAGUUACAGCAGAUUGAUUUACUUGAGCUGAUUUUGUGGAGGUGCUUUUUACUGUCGUCAAAGCAUUAACAAACAUUUAGUGAUCUUGCCUGCCAGAAGAACCUUCAUAUGGGAGUGCACACAAACGUGUGCCUAUAUGUAUGUAUGUGUGUGUGUGUGUGUGUGUGUGUAUGGGGGGGGGAUGCUGUGAACUUUUCCAUACUCGUCUCUGAAUGAUUUGGAUAAUUCAGCUAUUUUUGCUGUACAGUAGCUACCCUUAUAAAAGUAUAGCAAAGUGUAGUAAAGCAUAAGUAAGCAUUGUAAAGCACAGGGUAAUCCACGGUUCACCGCACACAAGUGACCCCUGUGGCUUAUAGGGCGCCUGCGGGUCUGCAGUGGAGCCAUCAGAUCUGUGUUGUCCUCUGGCACUAUAGGUCUGAUGGCUUCGCUGUGGAUCCGCAGGCACCCUAUCAGCCACUAGUAUGGGCAUUUGCAGUGCCCUUUUCUUACGAUGUCUAUCAGGCACUUACGGGACUUAAUUAGCUCACCUGUUGGACCUCCAGAAAUGAUGGAAACUAUAGCCCUCCAAUCCAUUCUUCUAUUCAACUGGAAAAUAGCUAAGAAACAAACAUGUUUAGAUAAGAAUGUGCAUACAUUUGACAAAUAUAUCCCAGUGUUAACUGUAACAUUUCUUUGUGCACCUGUACAACCAGUACAUUUAUUUUUACGGACAGUCAAAAUGAAACCACAUGUUUUAUGUUUAUUAUGAUACUCGGCCCUUACAUUUGACGUACAGUAUAUUUACACAAAGAUCUUGUAUACUGUGCUAACUUUCUUAGAGGUUUACUGAUCGAUCAGCUGAAUUCAUUAAGUUUAAAAAACAAACUAACAUACAGAGCUGUAUAUUUUACUGCCUGUUACCAGAGUCUCUAUGAUAUGCCCCUUCUGACUGGAAAAGUGAUUUGGUAAAAAUAACCUUUAACUGUGUUGCAUUGGAAUAAUAGCUGUUCAUUUCAUAUACUGAUUUGGAAGAUGCAGUGUGGUAGUUUUAUAUGAAGCAAUAUAUUUAGAAAAAGUAUUCACUGAUGCCUUCGUGUGAAGGAAAUGCUUUUCUACUUCACUGAGCUUCUUAUAGUGUAACUCAAGAGUUUAUAAUUGAGUGAUCAAAUAUAUGCAUGGAUCGUAGGGCUUGCGGACUUAUUUGUGCCUGAAUGUGUGAGCACAACCUGCUGUAUGCUGUGAAUGUGCUUUACUGCAUUAUAGUACUUUAGAAAUGUAUAAAUGUGCUUUACUCUUUUGUACACCAUUGAUGUUGCAAAUGCAUUAAUAUUAAUAAAAUUAAAGCUGUCUAAA